AUGAGUCUUCAUGAGGAAUUAGCAGUCGAGGGACCAAUCAACUGCCUGCUAAAAUGUCUCUCAUACAAGAAAUACCCAGCUAAGACUCAUCUAGAGCCAAAAUCUCUGCCAGGGUGCCAUUUUUGCUAUAAAUUAAGUUCACUUAUAGACAAAGGGUACCAAGAGGCGUCCCUAACAGCGGUUCGUCAAAAAAUCCUAGACAUAUACCCAUCUAUUUUCCAAUGCCAGAUUUGGGAUCUUAAGAUGGGAAGGCCUGUGUUGGAACGGACGUUUAUUCGGAAUGUUCAGUUAGAGCCGUUUACUUACAUCUGUCAUGUCUCGUAUUUUGUGAACAGAUGGGCAAUGGAAAUAGCGUGUUCUAAUUUUUCAGUUUGUAACAUUGCUAUAAUAACAGCGAUUCGAUACCUAGAGGUAAGUUUGGGCCACAGACUUCAGUGGGAACCACCAAUAGACUUGAAGCCAGCAGUGAUUCCACACCUCAAGGCAGAACGUACCGUAAAAGUGGAGGAGUUACUUGAGGAUCUGCUGGAGAGGAACAUGGUUCUGAGGUUGACUGAAGAGCUAAGGCGGAAAGUGAACGUUAACCUUGAAACUGUAUUGAAACGAUUCAAGGAGCUUGAGGCUGCAGGAAACCUCCAGAAACAGAGAGACCUGCAGCAAGAAAAAGAGCCGGAGUGGAAACUAAGAAAGCUAGAGAGUAAAUUAAUAUCACUCAUGAAAAUGCAGAAAGACCUAAAUGCCGAACUAAUGCUAAUACAGGAAAGACAUGUAAGAAUAAUCGAAAAGGUAAAUUUAGAGAUGUUGCAAAAUAUUAUUUUAGAAACAAAAAUUGAGCUGAAGGAAAAGCGAAGGAUGAAGCUUGAGCGGCGGACAAGUGGACUUGAAUUAGAGAGCGAUUUGAAGGAUGAGAUAGUUUUCCUACUGCGUUCGAAGAGGGUUUUGAAUCUCGAUAAGGUGUUUAUACGAGAAUGUAUGGCGCAGCACUUGGAACCAAAGUUAAAGGAAGAGCUGAAGAUGUUAACUGAACAAGAGCGCGUGCUGGAGCAUGAAUUGAUUGAGAGAAACCGUGGUCUCGAAAUCGAUCAACAGGAAUUGAGUCUAAAACAAGGGCUGAAGUUGCCAGUUGAUCAAAUACUUCAGCGGGAACCACCCAUGGAUUUGAAGCCAGCACAGAUUCCACGCCUCGAGGGCGAUCGUACCGACAAAGUGGAGGAGUUACUAGAGGAUCUGCUGGAGAGAGACAUGGUUCUGGGGUUGACUGAAGAGCUAAAGCGGAAAGUGAACCUUAGCAUUGAAAGUGUACUCAGACGAAUCAAAGAGCUUGAGAAUAUGACUGUUGAGCAUAAGGUGAAGAGCAUAGUAAAAACAAAAUGUGAGCUGAAGGAUGAGCUACAGUGGUUAAUUCAACUGGAGGAGAGCUGGCAGAGAGAGGAACUCUGUGAACAGAGAAAACUGCAGCAAGAAAAACUACUGUAUGAGGUAAAGAGUAAAGUUAAACAAGUUAUGGAUCUGAGGAAAAAGUUAAACGCCGAACUAGGGCACGAAUCGAUGUAUGAGAUAGUUUUUCUAGUACGUUUAAAGUGGGUACUGAAUCUUGAGGUGGCGUUUAUACGAGAAUGUAUGGCAGAGCUGGGGGAAAAACUGAGCUUGGAGGUGAAGCACUUGGAACCAAAGUUAAGGGAAGAAGUGGAAUUGUUGCUUCAACGAGAGCGCGUGCCGGAGUAUGAAUUGAUUGGAAGAAACCGAGGUCUACAAAUUGAUCAACCGGAGGUGAAGCUAAAACAAGGGCUGAAGUUGCCAGUUGAUCGAGUUCAUGAGUUGCAGAAUAAGAUAGCUUGUUUAGAGGAAAUAAAGCGGAUUUUGGAAACCGGACACCGGAGACAGGAGCUCGAUCAAGAGGAGUCGAAUUUGAAACAGAAGCUGGAGUUCCUACUUGAACGAGAGCGUGGGUCACGACAUGAAAUGCAGUACAGAGAUUACCAGGUGCUGAAGUUUGUACUUGAUCAAGAACGUCGGUGGAAGGGAGAGCUGCAGGAGCGUGAAGAGAACCCAGUUGCUUUUGUAAACCUUGAACAGGAGCUGGGGAGAGAAUGGAUAGCUGAGACCUGGAAAACGUGGACUUGGCUAUCUAAAUGUGAGCGUGGGCUGACUAGUACAGAAUUUGCGUGGGUGAGAAACCGAUUCCAUGAGCUCAAACAACUUGAGGUAAAUCUGACAGCUGAGGAGGAGCUUGAGAGCUUACUUAUAAAAGAAGGAAGAAUGUAUGAUGAACUGACCUCUGAUAGGGUAACAGAGUUUGAUCGGACGAUGGAACGCAUAUUCCGUGAUUUCGAACUGCCCCAAAUAUAUCGAACAACUGAGGAGCUUGGGCACUUAUUUGCAUGCAGACAACUUUUCUCUUCACAGUUUUGGGAGGAUUGGAGACUAUGUUUGCCUGGAAGUAAACAAAGUGAAAUAGAGGAAUCGAAGAAGAAGAACCUUGAGACUUUACAAGAAAGGAAGCGAGAGCUUAUGCAUGAGAUGGAGAUGGAACUAAAUAGAAAGAGAGACCAUGAGGUCAAAGGUGCGCAAUGUUGGACGGCAUGGGUGGAGAAUGAGCUUAUGCCCAAAGGUAUAGAGAAUUUGAUGAUGAAGAAAUACCGUUGGCUGAGGCUAGAUAUGUUGACAAAACGUCGAUGGAAGGGAGAGCUGCAGGAGCGUGAAGAGAACCCAGUUGCUUUUCUAAUUGAACGCAACCGUGAGCUAGAGCAUGAGCGAAGAGACGUACAUGUAAACCUUGAGCAGGAGCUGGGGAGAGAAUGGAUAGCUGAGACCUGGAAAACGUGGACUUUGCUAUCUAAAUGUGAGCGUGAGCUGACUAGUACAGAAUUUGCGUGGGUGAGAAACCGAUUUCAUGAGCUCGAUCAGCUUGAUGUAAAUCUGACAGCUGAGGAGGAGCUUGAGAGCUUACUUAUAAAAGAAGGAAGACUGUAUGAUGAACUGACCUCUGAUAGUGAACCAAAU
This is a messenger RNA of Stylophora pistillata, 3003 nucleotides long. Its product is annotated as trichohyalin-like. The record is from RefSeq and is a predicted model, not a curated record. Lineage: Eukaryota; Metazoa; Cnidaria; Anthozoa; Scleractinia; Pocilloporidae.